Arachis duranensis is the source of this 992-nucleotide messenger RNA. RefSeq names its product NEP1-interacting protein 2-like. The coding region runs from base 104 to 793 and encodes 229 amino acids. NCBI's taxonomy places the organism in Eukaryota, Viridiplantae, Streptophyta, Magnoliopsida, Fabales, Fabaceae. The record is from RefSeq and is a predicted model, not a curated record. The transcript is spliced from 5 exons.
UAGAAAAACAGUGGUGUCACUACUACUACUACUACUACUAGCUAGCAUUAUUUUGCUUAAUAACCAAGCUUGUGAGAUCAUAAUAUCAUAUCCUUCUUCAUCAAUGGAGUUUGUGACAGAAAAUUCAAGUCCUUUGUUGGGUUCCUUUGUGGAGAGGGUGAACAUGGUUGGUAGCCAUGCCCUCUCUGCCAUUGUUAGGAACAUCUUCUCUGCCAUCUUCACCUUCUGCUUUGCAUUUGUGGGGACUUUGUUGGGGGCUAUGACUGGAGCUUUGAUAGGACAAGAGACAGAGAGUGGAUUCAUUAGAGGAGCUGCCAUUGGAGCCAUUUCAGGAGCUGUUUUUUCCAUUGAAGUUUUUGAAUCUUCUCUUGUUCUUUGGCAAUCUGAUGAAUCUGGAAUUGGCUGCUUCUUAUACUUGCUUGAUGUAAUUGCAAGCCUAUUAAGUGGAAGACUUGUGAGAGAAAGGAUUGGUCCAGCAAUGUUAAGUGCUGUCCAAAGUCAGAUGGGUGCUGUUGAGAUUAACUUUGAUGAUGUUCAAAACAUCUUUGACACUGGUGGUGCAAAAGGCUUAUCAAAAGAUUCAGUUGAAAAGAUCUCAAAGAUCAUAAUUACAAGUGACAACAAUGUUGAUGCUUCUGGUGAAAAGGUUUCUUGCUCAGUUUGCCUUCAGGACUUUCAAAUUGGAGAAACAGUUAGAAGCUUGCCCCAUUGCCAUCACAUGUUUCACCAACCUUGCAUUGACAAGUGGCUCAUAAGGCAUGGAUCUUGCCCUCUAUGUAGAAGGGAUCUGUAAUUUUUGUACAUGUAUGUGGAAAUUAAAAAAAAGUACAAGCAGUCAGAAAAAAAAAAAAAAGGAAGGAUAUAUUUCAUUGUUUAUAUGCGCAUUUAAUUACUUGUAGGAACAUAUAUACUCAGGGUACAUUGUUGUAAAAUUCCCUCCCAAUGCCAUUUAUGAGUGGCACCAAUAUUGUACCAAGUUAGUGAAAAGAAAA